Messenger RNA from Lipotes vexillifer (Yangtze River dolphin), 644 nucleotides. RefSeq names its product NADH:ubiquinone oxidoreductase subunit B5 (gene NDUFB5). The record is from RefSeq and is a predicted model, not a curated record. Lineage: Eukaryota; Metazoa; Chordata; Mammalia; Artiodactyla; Lipotidae. The transcript is spliced from 6 exons. The coding region runs from base 7 to 576 and encodes 189 amino acids. Gene Ontology annotation, cellular component: respiratory chain complex I.
GUAGCUAUGGCGGCCAUGAGUUUACUACUGCGGGCUUCGGUCUCUGCAGUGGCCGCUCUGUCUGGCCGCCGCCUUGACACUAGACUUGUAUUCGGGGGCUUCCUCACCCGUGACUUUCCGAAGACUGUCGCUCCUGUGCGACACAGUGGAGACCAUGGGAAAAGACUGUUUAUCAUCAAGCCUUCUGGAUUCUAUGACGGACGUUUUUUGAAAUUAAUGAGAUUCUACAUUUUGUUGACUGGGAUUCCAGUAGCAAUUGGCAUAACUCUGGUGAAUGUAUUCAUCGGUGAAGCUGAGUUAGCAGAAAUUCCAGAAGGCUAUACCCCAGAACACUGGGAAUAUUUCAAGCAUCCUAUAUCAAGAUGGAUUGCCCGAACUUUCUUUGAUAGUCCUGAAAAGAAUUAUGAAAGAACAAUGGCUGUCCUUCAAAUUGAAGCUGAAAAAGCUGAAUUACGGUUAAAGGAGCUGGAAGUACGAAGUUUAAUGCGUGCAAGAGGCGAUGGUCCCUGGUAUCAGUAUCUGACCAUUGAUAAGACACUUACUGAUCAUUCUCCAAAAGCAACUCCUGACAACUAAUCUUUUAUUUCUCUAAAUACAAAGUAUAUUCUCUUUAGGCAAAACUAAAUUACUAGAUAUAUUCUGUA